GGCAGGAGUUGACGGACGGUCUCUGGCUCCGUUUGGGCGGCCCUGGGACCACGGAAGAGGCUCUCCUGGGCGGCCGCGAUGCCUAGCUCGCGGCGGGUCAGUCAGCUUCUGGAUCUAUGCCUGUGGUGCUUCAUGAAGAACAUUUCCAGAUACAUCACAGACAUUAAGCCUUUGCCUCCCAACAUAAAAGAUAGACUGAUUAAAAUAAUGAGUGUCCAGGGGCAGAUAACAGAUUCAAAUAUAAGUGAGAUUUUACAUCCUGAAGUCCAAACUCUAGAUCUACGAAGCUGUGAUAUUUCAGACACUGCUCUCCUGCACCUGCGCAACUGCAGAAAACUAAAGAAAUUAAAUUUAAGUUCCUCAAAAGAAAACAGAAUUUCCAUAACUUCAAAGGGAGUAAAAGCUGUGGCUUCCUCUUGUUCGUACCUGCAUGAAGCUUCUUUGAAAAGAUGCUGCAAUCUCACUGAUGAAGGAGUCCUUGCUCUUGCAUUCAACUGCCGGCUGCUAAAGAUCAUUGAUUUAGGUGGCUGUUUAGGUAUUACCGAUGUGUCCUUACAUGCAUUGGGAGAAAACUGCCCAUUUUUGCAGUGUGUUGAUUUUUCAGCUACUCAGGUAUCUGACGAUGGCGUGGUUGCGCUUGUUAAUGGAUCUUGUGCCAAGAAAUUAGAGGAGAUUCAUAUGGGACAUUGUGUGAAUCUGACUGAUGAAGCUGUAGAAGCUGUCCUCACUUGCUGUCCUCAGAUACGUAUAUUACUCUUCCAUGGAUGCCCCCUAAUAACAGAUCAUUCACGAGAAGUCCUGGAGCAAUUAGUAGGCCCCAACAAACUAAAGCAAGUGACGUGGACUGUUUAUUGAUGCUUAUUAAAGCUUAUCAAAGCAAUGAUCUUCAUACUACAUUCCCAGGAAACAAUGGUUUUAGAGAUUGGCUUUCCAAUAAUGUGCUUGUUGCUUUGAAGUUAACAGACCCUUAAACAUGUAAUAGUACUAUUAUCCUGUUUGUUUGUGGAGUCAUUGUUUUUGACAUGGUAAGCCUAGC
This is a messenger RNA of Neomonachus schauinslandi (Hawaiian monk seal), 1036 nucleotides long. It is a transcript of the gene AMN1, whose product is annotated as antagonist of mitotic exit network 1 homolog. Gene Ontology annotation, biological process: SCF-dependent proteasomal ubiquitin-dependent protein catabolic process. The record is from RefSeq and is a predicted model, not a curated record. Gene Ontology annotation, cellular component: SCF ubiquitin ligase complex. NCBI's taxonomy places the organism in Eukaryota, Metazoa, Chordata, Mammalia, Carnivora, Phocidae. The coding region runs from base 79 to 855 and encodes 258 amino acids. Gene Ontology annotation, molecular function: protein binding. The transcript has 7 exons.